Molecule: messenger RNA, 1465 nt
Organism: Suncus etruscus (white-toothed pygmy shrew)
Lineage: Eukaryota; Metazoa; Chordata; Mammalia; Eulipotyphla; Soricidae
Gene: SLC25A18
Product: solute carrier family 25 member 18
Exons: 10
Coding region: 343-1290 (315 amino acids)
Biological process (GO): L-glutamate transmembrane transport; aspartate transmembrane transport; malate-aspartate shuttle
Molecular function (GO): L-aspartate transmembrane transporter activity; L-glutamate transmembrane transporter activity
Source: RefSeq, a predicted model, not a curated record
CUUGCUCCCAGAAUCUUGGGUUUUAAUUUCGUCCUGGAGUGUAUUUGACAAGAAUGAUACAGCUUUGUAGCCAGUUAUAGGAGGCAAGUUUUUUCCAGAACAGUGAAGUCUGUUUCUUGAAUUGUAUCCAAAGGUUUUGCUUUGGAAAGAUACUGAGUGGACAGUAGAAAAACAUAUCCAAACAGUCCUGUAUGCACUCUGAGAACUAAGAUGAAGAUUGCCUAGCUUGCUGCCAAGUUUCUCAGGCUCCAGCCAAGACCACAGAUCCCACUUCCAUCUCAGCCAGCCCAGGAGCCACCUCCCUUGAGGAGUGAUCCCAUAAGCAGUCUCACUCCCGUCAGAAUGUCCAGCCAGGAUUUGAGUAUUGCAGCAAAGCUCAUCAAUGGAGGUGUGGCAGGGCUUGUGGGGGUGACCUGUGUAUUUCCCAUCGACUUGGCCAAGACUCGACUGCAGAACCAGCAAGGAAAGGAUGUCUACAAAGGAAUGGUCGAUUGCCUGAUGAAGACGUCACGGGCAGAGGGCUUCUUGGGCAUGUACCGAGGGGCUGCAGUGAACCUGACUUUGGUCACUCCAGAGAAGGCCAUUAAGCUGGCUGCCAAUGACUUCUUCCGGCAGUUUCUGAUGGAAGAUGGGAUGCAGCGUAACCUGAAGAUGGAGAUGCUAGCUGGAUGUGGAGCAGGAGUAUGCCAAGUGGUAGUUACCUGUCCCAUGGAAAUGCUCAAGAUUCAGCUGCAAGACGCCGGGCGCUUGGCCUCCCAUCCCCAGGGAUCAGCCUCAAUGCCCUCCUCCUCCAGGUUCUACACCACCGGCUCAACUUCCAGCCACAAGCGCCCUUCUGCCACCCUCAUUGCCUGGGAGUUGCUGCGAACCCAGGGCCUGGCUGGUCUCUACAAGGGGCUGGGUGCCACUCUCCUCAGAGAUAUUCCUUUCUCCAUCAUCUACUUCCCACUAUUUGCCAACUUGAAUAACCUCGGCUACAAUGAGCUGACAGGAAAGGCUUCCUUUGUGCAUUCCUUUGCAUCAGGCUGUGCAGCUGGCUCCCUGGCUGCGGUCAUAGUAACACCUCUGGACGUUUUGAAAACUCGGAUUCAAACCCUGAAGAAAGGCCUGGGUGAAGACAGCUACAGCGGCAUCACCGACUGUGCCAGGAAAGUCUGGAUUCAAGAGGGACCAUCUGCAUUCAUGAAGGGAGCAGGCUGCCGAGCCCUUGUCAUAGCUCCCCUCUUUGGCAUUGCCCAAGGUGUCUAUUUCAUUGGGAUUGGAGAGCGGAUCUUGAAGUUCUUUGAGUAGCUGUAGCUGUAGCUGGGUCUCAGGCCCUUUUGACCUGUGACAAGAGGGCCUGCCUCACUUGUAUUUUGCCUUUAACUUGUAGUGCUACCUCAGUCUUAGAAGAAAGCACCUUAUUUUAAUAACAGUCCAUGUCUACCCCAUAUUUCCCAUGUGCAUGCAGAAUAACUGCAUUUUU